Messenger RNA from Aureococcus anophagefferens, 993 nucleotides. RefSeq lists its product as hypothetical. The transcript has a single exon. Bases 12 to 974 code for a protein of 320 amino acids. NCBI's taxonomy places the organism in Eukaryota, Pelagophyceae, Pelagomonadales, Pelagomonadaceae. The record is from RefSeq and is a predicted model, not a curated record. Gene Ontology annotation, molecular function: inositol monophosphate 1-phosphatase activity. Gene Ontology annotation, biological process: inositol metabolic process; signal transduction; phosphatidylinositol phosphate biosynthetic process.
GACCUCGCACGAUGGCUCUCGUCGCAGCGAUGCUCUGCGCGACGCUCGCAUCGGGCUUCGAGCCGCAGCGCUGCGCGCGUCGCGCCGCGACGACGCGCCGCGCCGCGACGUCCGACGCGCAGCUCCUCGACGCGGCCUGCGAGGCGGCGCGCGCCGCCGGCGCGCUCAUCCGCGGCGCGUCGUCCGCCGGCCGCGCCGUCGCGCAGAGCAAGGCCAACGCCAAGGACCUGCUCACGACGACGGACGUCGCGUGCCAGGCCGCCGCCGCCGCGGUGCUCGCGGCGCGCGUCCCCGAGAGCCGGCUCCUCGGCGAGGAGGACGUCGCGCCCGGCGGCGACGCCGCGAGGCGCGCGGCGGAGGCGGCCUUCGCGGGCGACGGCGUCGUCUGGGCGCUGGACCCCAUCGACGGCACCGCGAACUUCGUCGACGCGAUUCCGCUGUCCGCCGUCUCCGUCGCGGCCGUAAAAUGCCGGUCCGGCGCGGCGCCCGAGGUCGUCGCGGGCGCCGUCUACGACCCGUCGCGCGACGAGCUCUUCGGCGCCCUGCGCGGCGCCGGCGCCUGGUGCCAGCGCGGCGACGGCGCGCGCGCGCCGCUGGCCGCGUCGCCGAACGCGCUCCGCGACGCCGUCGUCUACGCGGGCGCGCCGCCGACGGCGCGCGCGCUGGACCCGUCGCUCCGCGGCAUCGCCGCCGUGGCGCCCAAGGCGCGGACCAUGCGCCUCCUCGGCUCCGCGGCGAUCAUGCUCGCCUACACGGCGGCGGGGCGCGGCGCCGCGUACUUCGAGUGCGACCUGGCCGCGUGGGACACCGCGGCCGGCGCGCUGCUCGUCGCCGAGGCCGGGGGGCUCGUCACGGACGCGGCCGGCGCGCCCUACGGCCCGCUGACGCGCCAGAUCGUCGCCGCGGGGCCGGGCUGCCACGCGGAGCUCCUGGCGACGCUCGACGCCGUCGGCGGCGCGCGGCUCGACGACUAAGGGCCGGCGCGGUUGAGGU